AUGCGACCUUCGCUCAUCGCCCGCCAGUGGGCAUACCGUGCCGGUCCCUCGCGCUUUGGCACGUACCCCAUCCUGCUCGCUUCCUCAGCCAUGACAUCCUAUCCCGACCCCUUGCCUGUCCCAGCGCAUAUUCCUCGGCCAGAUUACGUCCCAGCCAACUUUUUCACGGCGCCAUGGGGAGAACACGAUAUUCCCGACAUGGAUCAAGACCAAGCUGUCAAUGGAGAGAAAAUAGAAUUUGAUUCUGAGGGAGAACAGGCUGUACGAAAAGUCUGCAAAGACGCAGCUGGGAUACUGAAAGAGGUUUCAAAGAUUGUCAAACCUGGCGUGACAACUGCCCAGCUUGACGAAGCCAUUCACAAGAUGAUCAUUGAAAGAGGGGCAUAUCCCGCCCCUCUUGGUUAUUCCUUCUUUCCCAGAAGUUGCACGACGUCAGUGAACAAUGUCAUCGUCCACGGCAUUCCCGAUGACCGUCCUCUCCAUCCCCAAGAUAUAAUCAACCUCGACCUUACCUUGUUCAAGGAUGGCUACUAUGGUGACACGUCAGCGACUUUCGUUCUGCCCGACAACGACAAGCCGGGGAGAGAUCUCGUUUCGGCGACAGAAGAAGCAUUGGACAUUGGUAUCAGACUGUGCAAGCCUGGCGUGAGGUACAACGAAAUCGGUAAAGCUAUCGAAGACUUUGCGUCCAGGCAUGGCUUUUCUGUCAACACGCAAGUUUCGGGGCACGGCAUUGGCAAGAGGUUUCAUCAGCCGCCAUGGAUUUCCCAUGGACGAAACACUGAGCCUGGAAAGAUGGAACCUGGGGACUGUUUCACUAUUGAACCUUGUCUAGUGCAAGGCAGCGACUCCAAAGGGGACAUGUGGGAUGAUGGCUGGACUCUUGCUUCAAAUACCGGCGCUAGGACAGCGCAGUUUGAGCACCAGGUGCUAGUGACCCCUGAUGGCUUUGAGAUAUUGACGUAA
Molecule: messenger RNA, 966 nt
Organism: Cryptococcus amylolentus CBS 6039
Lineage: Eukaryota; Fungi; Basidiomycota; Tremellomycetes; Tremellales; Cryptococcaceae
Product: methionine aminopeptidase, type I
Exons: 7
Coding region: 1-966 (321 amino acids)
Biological process (GO): proteolysis
Molecular function (GO): metalloaminopeptidase activity
Source: RefSeq, a predicted model, not a curated record